Messenger RNA from Arabidopsis arenosa, 361 nucleotides. The record is from the annotation of a GenBank genome assembly. NCBI's taxonomy places the organism in Eukaryota, Viridiplantae, Streptophyta, Magnoliopsida, Brassicales, Brassicaceae.
CGAUCAGCAAUUAUUAUGAUCUUGAGAUCGAUCAAAGAACUUUCCGAUCUCGUCGAUCCAAAUUAACAUGGCUUCCAACGGCGCUUCUCCGAGAAUUGUUGAUGCUACUGAGAACAGCUUGGAUAAGAUCAAGCGGCAAUUGCCAUCCGAGGUUUAUCGGAACUUGCUUCUGGGACCUCUUAUUCAAGCGAUCUGAAACUGUAAGUUCAAUUCUUAUUCUGACAUUAGUAUAUUCAAUAGUUUGUAACUCAAAUGAUUUUCAGUGUUCUGAACACAGCUAAACUUUGAAUGACAUAGCAACUGUACUGAUUAGCUAAUCGAUCAAUGUGUUUUUGUCUAGGAAUUAACAUAGAAUCUGACU